UUAUAUCUGGUCAAAUUCCAGAAACUGAAAAAGCCGGAUGUGUAAUCCAUUUUUAAUAGUUUAAAAUAUACAUGUACAGAACACAACAGUAUUGUUAACUAUUGAGUGUGAAGGUAACAUGGCUGCCAAAUUAGCCUUCUCAGGGAAGCUGACUAAAUCAGAUCCAAAAGAAAACCCUGUGUUGAUUGUUGGUCAAUUGAAAUUUCUCAAGCAGAUUAAAUUCACAGAUGUAUCACUCAAGCUUGAACCCAGAGUCAAUGAGGAGACAUUUACCACUGCCAUAGAAGGUCUUCAUCCAUCACCCACGGAUAGCUGCCCCUUAUGGUUGACAAAUGCCACCGUGGCUGCAUUACCCAUCAAAUGUAGCCGUCACAAUACACAAACCAGAUCACAUUCCUUAUCAAAGUUAGUCAAGUCCUGCUAUGCUGGUGGAAAUGAAUACAUAGUGAUAAUAUGUGAGAGGAAAGAUCUUGUAGCAUCUGCCGCAGCUGUGGCUCGCACAUUGCCCCUGUACAGUCGCAAAUCCUCAACACCCAGCAAGGGUCGUACAGUUGUGGUUGAGUACCUCCUGGUCGGUGAGGGGAGUGACAAGCCUCUCGAUGAUGAAGAUAUUGAUUGUCUAAACACGGUCGCUGAGGCAGUGAGGUUAACAGCUAAAAUUGUAGAUAUACCAUGUGCAGAUAUGCACACCAAUACUUUCCUUGAUGAAAUACGUGAGGUAGGAAAGAAGUUGGGAAUCCAGCCACAUAUCAUAGCUGGGGAAGCUCUUGAUCAAAUGGGCUUUGGUGGUAUAUGGGGUGUAGGAAAGGCAGCUGAGAAUCUUCCAGCUCUUGCUGUUCUUAGUUUUACUCCCCCAUCAGCCGAGAAAACUGUUGCCUGGGUGGGGAAAGGUAUUGUCUUCGACACUGGUGGACUGUGCAUCAAGACAAAGGUUGGAAUGUGUGGAAUGAAAACUGACUGUGGUGGAGCGGCAGCAAUGCUUGGCGCUUUCUAUCUUGCUGCCAAAACGGGAUUCAAAGAGAAUCUUCACGCAGUGUUCUGUUUGGCUGAAAAUGCUGUUGGACCAAAAGCUCUAAGACCAGAUGAUAUCAUUACCCUUUAUUCAGGAAAGACUGUUGAAAUCAAUAAUACGGAUGCAGAAGGUCGCCUUGUUUUAGGAGAUGGGGUUGGCUAUGCACAGAAAGAUCUAAAAGCAGAUAUAAUUGUUGAUAUGGCAACGCUAACAGGAGCUCAAGGAAUUGCAACUGGAAAGUAUCAUGCUGGAAUCUUGACAAACAAUGAGGACAUGGAGCUAGCUUGUGUGAAGGCUGGACAAAAUUGUGGUGAUCUCGUGCAUCCAGUGCCAUACUCACCAGAGCUACAUUUCCCAGAAUUCAACAGUGCAGUAGCUGACAUGAAAAACUCAGUCGCUGAUCGUUCAAACGCCCAAGUGUCAUGCGCUGGUCUUUUUAUAGGAUCUCAUCUAGGGUUUGAUUUCUCCGGAGUUUGGUUACAUAUUGAUAUGGCUGCCCCUGCUCAUAUUGGUGAUAGAGCAACGGGUUAUGGACCUACCUUACUAAACACUCUAUUUGGAGGAAAGUCUUCCAACAAACUUCUACAGUCUAUAGCCCCUGCAAUGCCGCUGUGGGAACGUGAGGGCAUGGAGGUGGAGGAAAAUACGGACAACAGCAAGAAAGCCAAACUACAAACAGAGUGAACAAAAUCUGCUGAUGCAGCAAAAA
This is a messenger RNA of Ruditapes philippinarum (Manila clam), 1721 nucleotides long. RefSeq names its product probable aminopeptidase NPEPL1. The transcript has 13 exons. The coding region runs from base 119 to 1696 and encodes 525 amino acids. The record is from RefSeq and is a predicted model, not a curated record. Gene Ontology annotation, cellular component: cytoplasm. Gene Ontology annotation, molecular function: manganese ion binding; metalloaminopeptidase activity. Gene Ontology annotation, biological process: proteolysis. NCBI's taxonomy places the organism in Eukaryota, Metazoa, Mollusca, Bivalvia, Venerida, Veneridae.